Spinacia oleracea (spinach) is the source of this 7337-nucleotide messenger RNA. RefSeq lists its product as uncharacterized. Bases 1820 to 7207 code for a protein of 1795 amino acids. Gene Ontology annotation, biological process: DNA integration. Gene Ontology annotation, molecular function: nucleic acid binding; zinc ion binding. The record is from RefSeq and is a predicted model, not a curated record. Lineage: Eukaryota; Viridiplantae; Streptophyta; Magnoliopsida; Caryophyllales; Amaranthaceae. The transcript has a single exon.
CUUAUACGUAACGUUUUGAUGUGUAUAAUAGUCGGAAUUUACGGUCAAAGUUUUUAUAUCUUGGACACAUUUUUCAAAGCGUAAAGAACUUUCUGAAACGGAGGUAGUAUAUGGUAUGGAGACGUGGAGUAAAGGGAUAAGAAUAUAAUGUACAUUAUACGGAGUAGUAAAUUUCUAUGUCCAAAAGUAAUAAAAAGUGUAGUACAAAACACAAAGUUGAGAACAAUAAUUAUGAAACAUUUUAAUUAUGAACGUUAAGAUCAUUAUGUAAUGGAGGUUGAUAACACAAUAUUAUACGCAUUUUAUACGUCAUAUUAGUCCAUUGUUUGUCAUAUUUCUUUCAUAUUUUAAUCUUAAAGUGUUAUUAUUCGUUAUUUUCGAUGUUUCUCUCCUCGUGUUUGUUUUAUUUUGUUUUGUAGGAAAUAGCUCAAGUUGGUAGACCUCGGAGAAGAUGUUGAUAGCGUGAGUACGAAAGUACGAUGUCUAGGAGCCAUCCACGUUUACAAGGUGUUUACGUUGUGAUACAAACAAGAGUUCAAGACAAAUACAAGAUCACCGGGCAGCCAAUACCACUGCGUGCCCGUGGCCUACUUUGCAUCCCACACCCGAGCCGUGGCACUCUUCUUUCGAUCCCGUAUUAAACUUUAAUGAGCUAAUUACUAGAGUUUAAUAAUUAGUAUACUUCUUAUUAUGUCUAGGUAUAAAUACAAGUAGUAGGGAAUACCUAAAACUACUUCGGUCAUACGCGGUAUUGAAUAAUUGGGACGUCGCGGCUCUCCUUGUUUUGGUCGUCAUUGUUGUGGAUUGACGAGAGUUUGUCUCUGGCCAUUAGAAACAAAGUGGAGUUAAUUUAUUUCUUGAUUUUGGAAACUAGAGUAUGUAUCACUUAUAGCUUAAUUAAUUACGAAGUAUCUCUUUGGUUUUUCUCUUUAAUUUCAAUAUAGUUAUGAUUUCUUCAUUAGUUUACCUUCCUUGUUUAUUUAAUAUGUGUGAGUAGAUUUAUAAUCUAGGGUUAAGUAAACCCUAGUCAUGAUUUAUGUAUGAUUUAUUAUUUUAAUCCCCAAAUUCAUUGUUUAAUUGUUCUUGCUUAAUUGAUUGUAUAAUUUCCAAUACUAGAUUAGGGAUAAUUAGUAUUGUUAUCAUUCCAUUGUCUUGAUCGUAACGGGAGUUAGGUUUUGACGGAUUUGAAUAUUUCAAUUAAGGACAUGAAUUUCUCCACGGGAGUAGGUAGAAGGGAUUGUUAGGAAAUUAUGGUAUUGAGUUUAAUGUCUUUAAUUUGCAUGAUUCCACGGGAGUAGGUCUUGAUUGCAUAUUAGGGAAGCCAUUGAUACUCGGGAGAGGUUUAUGGUAUUAUUUAAGGUUUACCUUUCCUCGUGAACAUUUAUUUAAUUAGUUUGGGGUAGGAAUUUAUCUUUACAUUGAUUAUGCUAGUGGUGAUGCUUAACUCUAGGUGUUUUUAAUCCUUGAUUUUAGUCUUAUUAUUGAUUACGUUUUUAGUUAGAAUUAGUUUAAUUAUUCAUUCUCAAUCGUUGUUUGGUUACUCGCUUAGUAUUAAUUCAAGUCAGUUUAGCUAGUUUUUAAUACAUUAGUCUCUUGGGAUUCGACCCUUACUUGCCCGACUACAUAGAUAGGAGGUCUAGUUAGGUUAUUUUUGAUAGGCACGCGACAGCCUUGUCAAAUUUUGGCGCCGUUGCCGGGGACUAACGGUAUUAAAUUAGUUAUUUUUGAUUUAUUUCUACUAAGUAUUUUUGAUUUGGUUAGUGGCUUCGGCUAUUGCUCCUUGUUUAUCUGAUAUUUUGUUUCCAGUUUCCUUUGUUGCAUGCAAACUCGACGUGCAGGCUCACAGAGUUUGAUUCCUAUUGAUCUUGAAAUCGAGGCCACUGCACGCAAGCAAGGGGGUAGAAGGAGACAGAACAAGAACAAGAAGAAGGAUACAAUGGGUGACGAAGCACCAGCCAAAUCUCUCUGGGAAUAUGGUAUACCAGAUACAACUACUGGUGUACUUUCUAGUAUUGUCAGACCAGCUGUCACUGCUGCACACUUUGAACUGAAGCCUCAAUUUAUUCAGUUCAUCUCCAAUGAUUCAUUCUCAGGCUCGCCUAAUGACUGUCCUGUAAGUCAUAUUGAUAACUUUCUGGAGAAGUGUGACACUAUGAAGAUCAACAAUGUCACUGAUGAGGCCAUUAGGCUACGACUUUUCCCUUUUUCUCUGCGGGAUAGAGCCAAGGAGUGGUUGAAAGAUGAAGGUACAGGCUCGUUUGAUACAUGGGAUAAAUUGGUCAAGGCAUUCUUGGUGAAAUUUCUGGACCAAGAGAAGACUUCUAGAAUGAGAAAUGAGUUAACCACCUUUCGUCAAGCUGAAGAUGAGUCAUUGUAUGAGUCUUGGAGAAGAUUUAAACGUUUGCAAAGGCAAUGUCCUCAUCACGGGAUUCCAGAGUGGCUCUUAAUCCAAGCUUUCUAUAAUGGGUUGACGCAUGAGUAUCGGAUCUACAUUGAUGCUGCAUCAGGUGGCUCUAUCACUGCAAAGGUUCCAUCUGAAGCUAAGGCAUUAAUUGAGAAAAUGGCAGCUAAUGACAACUAUCACCCAGGUGGUCGGAACAGUGCUAAAAAGGGAGGUAAAUAUAAUGUUGAUGCUUUAACCAUGUUGACCAGUACUGUGCAGGCACUAUCUCAAAAGUUUGAUCAAUUUCAAACUGGGUCAUCUACGGUAGCUUCAUGUGAAGUAUGUGGAAUACAAGGACAUAUUGCUAAUGAUUGUCAAAUCAAUAAUGCUGGGUUGACAAUUGAACAAGCCAAUGCUCUUUACAACAACAAUAACCAGAGACGGCCAUUUGAUCCUUAUUCCAAUACAUACAACGAGGGGUGGAAGCACAAUCCUGCAUUCUCAUACAAGAACACUCAAAAUCGGCUUAAUCCACCACCACCGCGCAACAACUUCAAUCAACCUCCAGGUUUUCAAGCUAGACCACCUUUCAACCAGCAAUCUUUCAAUCAACAGGCCCCUCCACAACCAAAGUCCAAUUUGGAAGCUAUGGUUGAGUCUCUUGCUGCCUCACAACUUAAGCAAGACAAGUAUUGGGAAGGGCAGAUGAAGCAAAACGAUUUCCUUGCUACCUCAAUUCAACAAAUUCAAGCUCAGAACAAGCUCAUGGAGAGUCAGAUAAGUCAACUUGCUCACCAAGUAGGUCAAUUCUCAAAGACUCCAGGCCAAUUUCCGGGAAAUACUGAGCAACCGCCUAAGGGCCAGAUGAAUGCUGUAACUUUGAGGAAUGGUAGAGUGUUAGAAGACCUUCCACCAAAGGAACCUCAAAAGAAAGUGAUUGUGGUAGAAGAAGAGAAAGAUGAAUCUGAAAAAGUGGUUGAAGAAGAAAAAAAGGAACCGAUUGUUUCUCCCAUUGAGCCAUACAAGCCACCUGUUCCUUUUCCACAGAGACUAGCACAGGCUAAGCUAGAGAAGAAAUAUGGGAAGUUCCUUGAGGUACUGAAGAAGCUGCACAUCAACAUCCCUUUCUUGGAUGCUAUCUCAGAGAUGCCUUCUUAUGCUAAAUUCUUAAAAGACAUGCUCUCAAAUAAGAGGAAGAUUGAAGAGAAUGCAACUGUUUCAUUGACAGCUGAGUGUAGUGCCAUUUUGCAGAACAAGCUUCCAAAGAAGCUAGGAGAUCCAGGCAGUUAUUCUAUUCCUGUCAAGCUUGGUGAUAUUGAGAUCAAGAAAGCAUUAUGUGAUCUUGGGGCAAGUGUGAGUCUUAUGCCCUUGUCAAUCUGCAAGAAGCUUAAUAUGGGUGAACUGAAGCCCACACGCAUCUCCCUACAACUGGCGGAUAGAACAGUUAAGUUUCCCCUUGGUAUCCUUGAAGAUGUUCCACUCCGAGUAGGAAAAUUCUUCAUUCCAUGUGAUUUUGUUGUGAUGGAAAUGGAGGAAGAUGCACAGGUUCCCAUCAUACUUGGAAGACCCUUUUUGGCCACUGCUGGAGCCAUAAUUGAUAUGAAGAAUGGGAAGAUCACCUUUGAAGUGGGUGACGAGAAGAUGGAGUAUACACUCACAAACUCCAUGGGUUCUCCUUCUAUGGGAGAAACUAUCUAUAGGGUGGAUGCUCUUGAUGAGGCGAUAGAAGCUAAGGCUUUCAGUUUGCAACUUGAUGAUUCGCUACAGACAGUCUUGAUGGGCAGUGCAGAUGAAGAGGAUUGGGAAACUAGGGAGUACAAGAGGCUCUUGGAAGAGACACGAGCUUUAGCAUCUGAAAAUCCUAUCAAGGAGGUGUUGAAACCGAGAGAAUAUAAGGAGAGUUCCACGCCUCCUGAGGUAGAGUUGAAACCCCUUCCCUCUAAUUUGAAGUAUGUUUUCUUGGGUUCUAAUGAUACAUACCCUGUUAUUGUUAAUGCUGAACUUGAUGACAUUCAGAUUGAGCAAUUGCUUACUGUUUUGAGAAAAUAUAAGAAUGUCAUUGGGUACACCAUUGAUGAUAUUAAGGGGAUUAACCCUUCAUUUUGCAUGCAUAAAAUCAUUCUUGAGGACGAUCAUGCUUCUUCUAUUGAACCUCAAAGGAGACUUAAUCCUAACAUGAGGGAUGUAGUCAGGAAAGAAGUUGUUAAAUUGCUUGAUGCAGGUAUAAUCUACCCUAUCUCAGAUAGUAAGUGGGUUAGCCCGGUGCAAGUAGUUCCAAAAAAAGGAGGUAUGACCGUUGUCAAGAAUGAUAAAGGUGAGAAAAUUCCCACUAGAACUGUGACAGGGUGGCGCAUGUGCAUUGAUUAUAGGAGAUUGAAUAAAGCCACCCGAAAAGAUCAUUUCCCCCUCCCAUUUAUUGAUCAGAUGUUAGAGAGGUUGGCAAAGCAUUCCUUUUUCUGUUGGUUAGAUGGAUAUUCAGGCUUUUUCCAAAUUCCUAUCCAUCCUAACGAUCAGGAAAAGACUACUUUCACAUGCCCUUAUGGUACUUAUGCUUAUCGUAGGAUGCCAUUUGGAUUAUGUAAUGCUCCUGCCACCUUUCAAAGAUGCAUGAUGGCAAUUUUCUCAGGUCUUAUUGAGAACUCUAUGGAAGUAUUUAUGGAUGACUUCUCUGUCUAUGGAACAUCUUUUGAUGUUUGUCUAGAUAAUUUGGAAAAGGUGCUCCAUAGAUGUCAAGAAGUCAAUCUAGUUCUCAAUUGGGAAAAGUGCCAUUUCAUGGUACAACAGGGAGUCGUUUUAGGUCAUGUUGUUUCUCAUAGGGGCAUCGAAGUUGAUAGAGCAAAGAUAGAGGUCAUUGAGCGCUUACCACCUCCCAACUCCGUAAAAGGGGUAAGGAGUUUCCUUGGUCAUGCAGGCUUUUAUCGUCGUUUUAUCAAGGACUUUUCAAAAAUUGCUCGGCCUCUAACCGAACUCUUAUGCAGAGAUGUCCCCUUUGUUUUUACUGAUGCUUGCACUGAGGCUUUUGACAGGUUAAAGCAAGCUCUCAUAUCUGCCCCUAUCAUUCAGUCACCUGACUGGAAUCUUCCAUUUGAGAUCAUGUGUGAUGCCAGUGACUAUGCAGUGGGGGCAGUGUUGGGCCAGAGGAAGGAUGGCAAGCUACAUGCAAUCUACUAUACGAGCAAGACUCUUGCUCCAGCACAAAUGAACUAUGCCACAACAGAGAAAGAGUUAUUAGCAGUGGUGUAUGCUAUGGAGAAGUUUCGGUCCUAUCUGGUUGGAUCGAAGGUGAUAGUUCACACGGAUCACGCAGCACUGAAGUACUUGAUGAGUAAGAAAGAUGCUAAGCCUCGUUUGAUUCGUUGGAUUUUGCUACUCCAAGAAUUUGACUUGGAAAUUAGGGACAAGAAGGGAGCCGAAAAUGUUGUUGCUGAUCAUCUCUCCCGACUUGUCCUUGAGGGUGAAAGUGACGAGGAUCUCCCUAUUGACGAUUCAUUUCCUGAUGAGAAACUCCUAGUUAUAGCUACUACAGAGAUCCCAUGGUAUGCUGAUAUAGCCAAUUAUCUGGCUUGUGGUACUAUUCCUCACGGUUAUUCAUCACAGCAAAAGAAAAAAUUCUUUAAGGAGGUGAGAAGACAUUUCUGGGACGACCCUUUUCUUUAUAAGUCUUGUGCAGAUGGGGUGAUUCGAAGGUGCAUUCCAGAAAAUGAGGUACCAUCUAUUAUUUCACAUUGUCAUGAAUUACCUUGUGGAGGACAUGCUGGUACUACUAAGACUUCUGCGAAGAUUCUACAGUGUGGUUUUCAUUGGCCAAGCCUUUUCAAAGAUGUUCAUCAACAUGUCAAGUCUUGUGAUCGUUGUCAACGAACUGGUAACAUCUCUAAGAGGAAUGAAAUGCCUCUUAAUAAUAUUCUCGAGGUUGAACUGUUUGAUGUGUGGGGAAUUGAUUUUAUGGGACCGUUCCCUUCUUCCUAUGGGAACAAGUAUAUCUUGGUUGCUGUGGAUUAUGUCUCGAAAUGGGUUGAAGCGAUAGCUACUCCAACCAACGAUGCUCGUGUGGUAAGCAAGUUCUUUAAGAAAACUAUUUUUCCUCGAUUUGGCAUACCACGAGUGUUGAUUAGUGACGGAGGCCAGCAUUUCUUGGAAAAUCGGUUUGAGGCGAUGCUUAAGAAAUAUGGAGUACAUCAUCGUGUGGGGUUAUCAUACCACCCACAAACUAGUGGUCAAGUAGAAAUUUCUAACCGGGAAAUCAAAACCAUCUUGGAAAAGACGGUUGCGAGAACAAGGAAAGAUUGGUCUGCGAAAAUUGAUGAUGCACUUUGGGCGUACAGGACUGCUUUUAAAACACCUAUUGGUACGACUCCGUAUAGACUUGUGUAUGGUAAGGCUUGUCAUCUUCCUGUUGAGUUGGAACACCGUGCGUUUUGGGCUAUCAAAGCUCUUAAUUUUGACUCUCAAGCAGCAGGCGAGAAAAGACUCCUACAACUUAAUGAGCUAGAUGAGCUUCGACUAGAUGCUUAUGAAAGUUCAAGGUUGUACAAGGAGAAAACGAAAAGAUGGCAUGACAAGCAUAUUUUGAGAAGAGAGUUUAAGGAAGGCGACUUAGUUCUCCUGUUUAACUCUAGAUUAAAACUUUUUCCUGGCAAACUUCGCUCUAGAUGGUCGGGACCGUUCCGAGUCAGUAAGGUUUUCCCUUAUGGUUCAAUAGAGCUCUGGAACAGACAAAAUGGAACUUUUAAGGUGAACGGUCAAAGAGUGAAACACUACAGAGUUGGAGACCCUAUUGACGAGAGUGUUGACGUCACACUUUCCGAACCUUCACCGGAAUGAGUUAUAAAGGAGGUCGAGCUUAUGACCUUAUAAACAAGCGCUUUUGGGAGGCAACCCAAUUAAUUUCUAACUAAUUUAAUUUAUUUCUUUACUUUAUUUAUUUGUUUAUUUACUUUCUGCAUUUUUAUUU